Messenger RNA from Puccinia graminis f. sp. tritici CRL 75-36-700-3, 1757 nucleotides. RefSeq lists its product as uncharacterized. The record is from RefSeq and is a predicted model, not a curated record. Gene Ontology annotation, cellular component: cytoplasm. Gene Ontology annotation, molecular function: NEDD8 activating enzyme activity. Gene Ontology annotation, biological process: protein neddylation. Lineage: Eukaryota; Fungi; Basidiomycota; Pucciniomycetes; Pucciniales; Pucciniaceae. The transcript is spliced from 7 exons. Bases 146 to 1744 code for a protein of 532 amino acids.
UUUACCUUUUUAUUUGAAACCUCCUCACCGGCAAACUUACAAUAAUAAUGAUCAUCACAGAUUCGACAGACAAUUGAGGCUUUGGCAGAACUUUGGCCAAAAGCGGAUUGAAAAAGGAAUUGUAAAAAUCUGCGAUUGUUCAGCUAUGUCGGCUCAAAUUGCCAAGAAUUUGGUGCUAUCAGGGAUAAAGACUGUUGAGAUCUAUGAUACCAAAGUAGUCCGUCAAUCAGACAUAGGAAACCAUUUUUUCUUGGAUCAAUCAAGCUUAGGUAAGAAUCAAUCGAAAGAGUGUUCCAGAUUGCUUGACAAAAUAUCACCAACUAAGUAUGGACCCGUUAACUACGAGGAUGAUGACAUGCUGGGCGAGGAAUACUACGAUGGAUUUGACGAUUUACACGGCUUCUGGGAAUGGAAUACGCAUAUCUGCGCCCGAUUGAUAGCCCGCGAUGAACGCUUUACAAGUCAAUACUGCUGGGACUUCCAUGUGCCCACCAUAUCGGUUCAGACAUGCGGCUUGGCGGCCAGAAUUGAGGUCCACAUUCGAGAGCAUAAUAUGAUCCCAUCCCACCCAGCCUCUCCUGCCAAUUUGAGAUUAGAUUGUCCCUUUCUUGCCUUAUCCGAAUACGUCGAUUCGUUUGAGAUGGACAAGAUUAGCAAUCAUGAGCAUGCUCACAUCCCGGCCGUGGUGAUCAUCAUCCGCUUCUUACAAAUUGUCAAAUCUAAGCACGGCGGAAAUUUACCUAAAGACUCAGCUCAACGAGAGGAAUUAAAGCAGAUGAUCUUGGCCGAAAAGAGGAAUGCGGAUGAAGAUAACUUUGACGAAGCGGUGAGCAUGAUUUGGAAUGCCUGUCAACCAACCAAAGUGCCCGAACACGUAGAAGAAUUGUUCAAAAAUCCGCAUUGCGAUAAGAUACCCUGGCAUGACGGAAGGUUUUGGUCACUAGUGAAAAUCUUACGAAAGUUCGUUAAAAUGAAUCCCAGCCGUCAACUGCCCUUGUCUGGAGUGCUUCCAGACAUGAAAUCGGAUACGAAAAACUAUGUCAAACUCCAAUCAAUCUAUCGUCAACAAGCCUUGAAAGACUUGGAAACAUUCAAGAAAAUCAUGAAGGGCACUGAAGAAUCGACCGGAGAAGAAUCUGGAGAGGAUGAAGCGGGCAAGGAAGAGAAGGAGGAGGAGGAGGAGGGGCAUGCGGAGUAUUGCACCGAUAUGGGACAUCAUACCGAUGGACCCGAUUUCGACGUUUCUUCUGAAAUGCUCGAAACCUUCGUCAAGAAUUCCGCCCACAUCCGUAUGAUCCGGGGAGCAGAAUACGGUACAACGCCCAAAGACUGGGUUGCUAAGUUUGAGAAGGAGUGCAAGCCGGGGAACGAAGAAUAUGUUGUUACUUGGUACUUAGCAUUCGAAGCGAUGUCCGUUUACAGGUCGGAGAACGAGGGUGAAUAUCCUGGGAUGCGUAAGGGACAAGAAGAUGAAGACUUUGCUACACUUUCUAAGAUCGCCCUCGACCGUUUAACCGGAUCCAAAUUGCAUCACGAAACGGAGAAAAAGCUUCCUGAAAAACUUGAAAAGGUUUUGAAAGAAAUGGUGAGAUCGGCCGGAUGCGAAUUACCACAUAUCUCAAGCAUAGUGGGAGGAUUAGUUUCUCAAGAAGUGAUCAAACAUUUAACAAGACAAUACGUGCCAAUGAAUGGGAUUUGUAUCUUUGAUGGGUAUAGAUCUACUACUGGAGUCCUUGAGUUCUAAGUAAAAUAAAUAA